AUGACGGAUUGUUUCACAGUUUUGUCAUGUGAAAACAGGUUUAAUAUAGUCACAAUUUGUCUUAACAAGGAAUUAUCAAACUUUACCUCAUGGUCGAUUCAAGCAUUUGUUUUCGAGGUUGAAGAUAGAGAGAGGAUUAGUGGUUCGGCUUAUGGGGGUCAACAGGACAUCUGUUGCACCAAUGAUCUUCCUAAACUCACUGUGUGCAAUGAUGGACAGGGCUGUCACCGGCCUUCUCCCAUGAAUUCAAAUUGGCCUGAAGUUUAUGGUGUGGCUUUUUAUCAUGCCCAAGAAAUAAACACAAAUGCAAAUGUCUCAUUGCAAUGUUUGGAGGAACUGUUUUUGGAAGAGGAACGAGAUUUUGAUGAACAUGAGGAUAGUCAAAGGGAUGAGACUCUUAUUCACCCGAAGUUCUAA
Messenger RNA from Vicia faba (fava bean), 417 nucleotides. NCBI's taxonomy places the organism in Eukaryota, Viridiplantae, Streptophyta, Magnoliopsida, Fabales, Fabaceae. The record is from the annotation of a GenBank genome assembly.